Molecule: messenger RNA, 707 nt
Organism: Hyposmocoma kahamanoa
Lineage: Eukaryota; Metazoa; Arthropoda; Insecta; Lepidoptera; Cosmopterigidae
Exons: 4
Coding region: 16-624 (202 amino acids)
Source: RefSeq, a predicted model, not a curated record
UGAAAACAGUUCAAAAUGGGACUAAAAAUUGUGCCAGUAAUGCUGGGUCUGCUGCAGAUCGCAGUAACGAUGCCAGUCACUUCAUUACAGGACCUCGAAGUCGCCGAUGACACUAUGUCAGUGGGCUCCUAUAUAAGAGAAGUGAGAGCAGCGCCGCCAGAUUAUGACAAAUCUUACGAAAGCGAAGGUGACGGCGAGGUGGGUUAUUCCCGGAAGAAAUCGGGAAGCGGGAAGCGCGGCUACCAACACUUCGAUUCAUACCACAAGAAGGCCGGUGACAACUAUGAGUUCGAGAAGCAGGAUUCGUUCGGACACGACGAGGAUGCGGAGGAGGGUGCUCACUCUCACCAGCACGAGCAGAGAGAGAAGUAUCGUAAACCUAAGAAGAACCGCCUAACUCCGAGGUACACGUCAACUUAUGAACCUUAUGAAGUGGCUGCCACAGAGCAUGAUGAAAAGGAACGUCCCAGGCCUGAGAGAUUACAGGACCAUCCACACUACGAAGAAAUAAAAGAAGGGGCGCCUGACGGCAACGGAGGAAUAGAGGCUUUUGGCCACGAUCCUAAUGAUUACAUCCUGCCACAGAAAUACACAGUUCUCAGUGAUGAUGACUACAAGAACUAGAGUCAUAUAGAAAAACAUUUAUUUGUUUGACUGACUGAUAGCUGUAAGUUUGAAAGUGACCUUUAAAAUGAAUUCUCAAUUGU